AUGGCAGUGGAAUUAGUGAUUGUAAGCAUCAGAGUACAAUCAGCUAAUUACACUGCCUACAAACCGAGCACCGGGCGCCCGCGGGCUGCAGCUCCCGGACGGUUCGCAGCGCCGACGCGGUAUCCCCGAGCGGGCGGGCCGCGGGAUCGGGCUCGCCGCGACCCCGCAUUUCACCGGGGGCGACGCCCGACAGAGCCUAGGCGCGAGGCCCAGGACGCGGGUCCUCGGAGGACGCCUCCGAAGCCUCCCGGGCACUCUCGCCCAGCCCGCUGGCUGCGCUGGCCCCCGCCGGACUCGCUGCGCACCCUUGGCACUGCCAGCGGGCGGCGCUCCAGCGGGGACCUGCACCCCCAGGUUCGGGCCCCCCAGGCCCAGGUGACUCCCGGGAGCCCCCAGCCAGCUGGCUUCACCGGGGCCACCGAAUCCCUGCGCCCCUCCUUCCCUGCCGCCGUCUCCCGCACCUCCCAGGGCCCUCCCGCUCAGGUUCCCUUCCCCUCCCCUUCGUUUUCUCGGGCCGGCUCCCACCUCCCUCACCCGGGUCCGGCCAGCCCCAGAAAACUUCUCUUCAGUUCUGGGCCCAACUCUAGAGCCGGCUCUCUCAACCCCGUGCGCCCCGCCGCUCCGAGUGGCCGAGUAACCGUGGCCGUGGCGGGCUAA
Messenger RNA from Balaenoptera ricei (Rice's whale), 657 nucleotides. RefSeq names its product proline-rich protein 2-like. Lineage: Eukaryota; Metazoa; Chordata; Mammalia; Artiodactyla; Balaenopteridae. The transcript has a single exon. The record is from RefSeq and is a predicted model, not a curated record. The coding region runs from base 1 to 657 and encodes 218 amino acids.